Molecule: messenger RNA, 4803 nt
Organism: Aphanomyces invadans
Lineage: Eukaryota; Oomycota; Saprolegniomycetes; Saprolegniales; Verrucalvaceae
Exons: 13
Coding region: 57-4736 (1559 amino acids)
Biological process (GO): small GTPase-mediated signal transduction
Cellular component (GO): nucleus; cytoplasm
Molecular function (GO): guanyl-nucleotide exchange factor activity; protein binding
Source: RefSeq, a predicted model, not a curated record
CACGACGCUGCAUUUCAUAUCGGGCAUCCCUCCCCGGUCGCGUUGCACGUGCGACGAUGGAACCCGGAGACCUGCGCAGCAUCUUCUCCAAAGGCGUUGACGAGCAUCGACAGCAAGAAGCAAAUCGACUGCAUCACUCGCAUCGUUCGACUGGCCCGCUCCAGAUCUCGUUGAAUGAUCACCAGCGCACGUUGAGCGCAAGCCGCAGUCGCAGCCACCGUGACAUGUCCUCGUCUCGUCCGGCGCAAACACCGUCCUCUGCUACGGUAUAUGUCAUGGAGGACAGUGACAACGACUUUGACGAUGACCAUGGAACGUACGAUUUGACAAACUCCGGGCGAACAAGGUCGCAGCGGCACACUGCCAAUGCAGGUGCACGGCGAACGCAAUCAAACGCGAUCCAUCGGCAAAUGAGCAUGCCACAGGGUCCUUCUGGCGGAAACGGACCGCCGUCCUCGAUGAUGGGCGGGGGUGGCAACCUUAUCUACAGCGGGUGGCUCGUUAAACAGGGCAAGAUCUGGAAGAGCUGGAAGAAGCGGUACUUUGUGCUGCUGACGCGAUCGAACACGACGACGGGCGAGCCGUACUCAACUCUUCAGUACUACAAAAGCCAUCGAUUCGCGCAGCUAAAGGGGGAGAUCGCGCUAGACGACCCGAACACGACGGUGCGGUACAUGGACAUCCGCAAGUCAAAGCGAGAGCACUGCUUUGAGCUCAUCCGGGGCUUCAAUUCGCUCGUGUGCCAGGCCAAGGACGAUGAUGACUGCAAGCAGUGGGUCGAGCACCUAAGUCGCGUGCUCGAAGGCAGCACGAAUCGAGGGCUGUUGGAUAUGACCAAAUCGUCGUCCGGUAUUCCGUCGGUGGGAGCGGCAGCCGUCAUGACGCGAUCCAUAUCUGCCGCGAACGUCCUGUCGACGGCACCGCAGCAACAACAGCUCCAAUACCAUCCGUGGAAUCGGCAUUCGGCUCUUCACGCCGACCCCAUAACGCGCCUUGCCAACGAACUCCGCAAGAUCUUGAGCAGCGACUACGCCAAGACGUCCCCCGAGGCCAACAAGUGCCUUCAUUUUGUUAAGCACUUUGACAGCCGCUCGACGCACGCUUUCUCGACGUUGCAGGAGUUUAUCAGCACCAUGUGCGCCCAAGUGCAAGCCAAGUACGGGGUUGCUUUGCGCGCGUGCGUCGACGACGGCGAUGACGACCUCGACGACCUCGACGAUGACGUCGAGGACCGAGAUAUGAUGCUGGCCCAACUCGUGGACAACUGCAUCCACCGCCAAGUUGAGCAAGCGCUGUUCCUGCCGCUUCAUGAUGGUCUCUACAGCGCCAUCCGCCGCCAAGUGAACGGGGAGCUUGAGGCCAGUCUGAACAAGAAACUUCGAUGGCUGCAAGGCAAAGACCAAGCGUUCUUUGACAUUUCUCCGCAUCAACUGUCUCCUUCCGAGUGGCGCGACGCGUGCAAACUCCUUGGCCACCUCGGGUCGUACUCGCUCCCCAUCGACAAGUACAACGCGCUCGUGGAAGCCGUGGACGAGAUUCAAGCCACGUACAGCGAUGAACACCCCAUGUCCGAGUUUGUGUACCAAGUGACGAGCGAUGGCCUCGGGUUCAACUCGCUCGUCCCAACGUCGACGUCGCAGUCGACGCUCGACACUGACGACUUGAUUCCAAUCUUUACCUUUAUGCUGGUGAAUUCCGGGCUAGAGAACUUGCUCACACUCAAGCACUUGCUCACGGCGAUGCAACCCAAGCACGAGAAGAAGCAGCACCCGAGUGGAACCAGCAUCAACGUGCUCGGCAUCCUCGGCGCCGCGAUGGAGUUUGUCCAGAAUGUGACGAUCCCGGCCGUUCUCGAAGACAUCUUCAAGGAACAAAUCGCGUUCUCGAUCGAUGGUGACUGGCGCCUUGGCCUCGGCUUUGAGGCCGAGUCUACGUACCGAUGUGGCGCCAUGGUCAAGAACAUCACGGCGCAUGGCCAAGCCGCGCUCGGGGGCAUCGUGUCCAAGGGCCACGUCCUCGUCACCCUCAACGGCACGAACGUCGUCCUCUGGCCGUACAACGACGUGGUCUCUCUGCUCAACAUGUCAACCCCUCCCCAUCGCAUGGCGUUCAUUUCCAAUCCAAACUAUGUCAAGAUUCUUGGAAGCAACAAGUCGCUGUGGAACGUCGCCCUCCUGCAGGCGUGUCAGCGAGGGGCGGUUGGGUCGGUUCAAAUGUUGCUCGCCAACGGAGCCGAAGUCAACUACAUUUCCGACAAUGACCUGACCCCGCUGUCCGUGGCCGUGAGCUACUUUCACGUAAAUGUGGUUUCAUACUUGCUCCAACACGGCGCCAAGACCAAACAGCUCACGGCUCUCGGGCGCGGCCCCCUCCACUUGCUCGGUGCACCGCUUUCCAUCGACACCCAACAGCCCACCAGCAAGCAAACUCAAGCGCCGCCUGUCGCGUGGCCAGACAAAGUCCGGCAGAUCAUCCACAAACUAGUUCGCCAUGGUGCUGUCAUCGACGGAGUCGAUCACUUUGGGUAUACGCCAUUGAUGCUCCUCGCGUCGACGGGGUGCCUUGAAGGCGUUGACACCCUCAUGGAGUUGUCCAAAACGAUCAACAUCGACCUAAGGGGGUGGCACACAGGGUGCAGCGCCUUGGCCUGUGCAGCCAAGGAAGGACAGUCCGAGGUCGCGACCGCCCUGUUGGACUACGGCGCUGAUCCGAGUGUCAAGGCGCUGCGAGGCGAGACACCGCUCCAUUACGCCGCCAGCGCCGCGGACCUUCAAACAUGUGCCGUGUUAUUGUCCGAAGGCAAAGCCGACGUAAACGCGCGCACGUUGGACGGGUGGACGCCAUUGAUGCUCGCGGUAUCGCGCGGCGCGCUGAUCCAAGGUCAGGUAGUUCAGAAAGACACGGCCGCCGUCCUCGACACCGUCCGGCUCUUGAUCAACGAACAAGCGAACCCGCGCGACAUUUGCAACGUGUACCGUCAAGCCAUCCACUACGCGGCCUUGUACGGAGGACCCGAAGUGUACGGGUACUUGGUCACACAUCCCGACGUGGACGUGCACGCGCCAGACCUCAGCGGAAAGUCCGCGCGCCAAUUGUUUGAAGCCCAGCACUCGACAGCGCCACCUUUGUCGGCGGCAGCCAACCCCAUGUUGAAGCAGGAGAGCAACACCAACCUCAACGUGUCGCCAUCCAACGCCGGGAUGGUCAUGUUGGAUUCGGCCCUCGCCAUGUCGUCGUCGUCAUCGUCGUCUUCCAUGAUUCUGUCCGAGUCCCCCGACUUUCACGCAGCCGUCCAUCGCCAUCCGACCCACGACGAUGUGAUCGGAGCUCCAGAGGCGACCCCACCCAACGACACGUCCAUGUCAACAGGCGACUGCAAAGACAUCGAAGCAGUCGCGGCGCCUGACUUGCUGCCGACAUUUCUCCACUACCGCAAUACUUCUGUCGAAGACAUUGAAGCAUUCUUUUGGUCGGGCCACCUCCACGUCGACAAGGCCGACAUCCUCGCGUUCUUUCGGUAUUUUGUGUCGGACGCCCCGUCGACGCAUGUUCAGUAUGCACGCCGCGUUGUCCUGUGGUGCCUUGACGUUUGGAUCCAGCUCCUGCAAGAGUCGUCGUCGCCCCCCAUGGACGUGUGCUUUGAGAUUUCAAACCUCGUGAUCCAGAUGCUGCCUUCGAUUGUCGAUUCGGAUGCAGUUGUGCUGCAAUGGCUCACCACGCGUAACAUCGCGCCGUUCGUGAAAGCGUGCCAGAUGCGCCAGCCGUUUUCGCCCCACGGUCACUGCGACGCCGAGUAUGCUGCACUGGCGGCAUACUUUGACCACGCCCGGCCGCUCGCUUUCUUGUCCGAUUCCUCGUCCACACCUUCUUCCAGCGCGCCGCCCAACCCCAGCGUCCGCGAUCGGCUCGCAUUCGCCAGCACAUCGACCGCAGACACGCGGAACGGACUACCACAACCACCUCCGGUGGUCGUUGCACAAGCCAAGCGUCGGUUUUCCAUCUUGGACCGCGUGGCUCGACUCUGGCAACUCGACAUCGACCCCGGCCUCAUGGCGUCGCAAAUCACGCUGCUCCAACAUUGGUUUUUCCAAAAGAUCCCUGUAUCGCAAUUGAUGGCGUCCAAAAAGUCGGCCGUGUUGACGCCUGCGUACGACAAGUCGCGGAUGCUGCACAACCACUUGUCUCUGUGGGUGAUCAACCAAAUUCUUGCUCGGGAAGACGUGGUCGACCGCGGCCAAAUAUUGAGCUACUACGUCAAGGUCGCUGGCAAAUGCUUGACGCCCCUGCGCAACUUUGAUGGGUUCGUCGCGAUCAUGUAUGCGCUGAACGACUCGUCGAUCUUCCGGUUGAAGAAGACAUGGGGUCGGCUCCCGCCGCCGGUGCGAACGCUGUGGCAAGAGCUCAAGCAAUGGACCGAGAAGGGAGCACGACCGCUGCACAAGCUCAUGAAGGAAGGCGCGUUGCCGUCGAUCCCAUACCUCGGUUUGAUUGCACAGCAGUUUAUCGUGGCGCAAGAGUACCCGGACUUUGUCCAGAACGACCUGGUCAACCUCAAGAAGAUGCGGCUGCGCGGGAACGUCGUCCGUCUCGUGCUGCCGUGCCAAAAGACGCCGUACAUCUUCACGCCAGACAAGCGCCUCCUGGAUCACAUGUGCGCGCCCUUGCAGCUGUCCACCAAGGACUUAUGCUUCAAUCGGUCCCUUGAAGUAGAGCCGCGGCUCGCUGAUGUCGAGUGAACGCCAGUCGUCGUGUCGUAGUUUGUCGAGAGCGCAAUCUUAAUGUACACAUGCAAUUUCUUGGAUC